AUGGCUUUUCCAAAGGACAAGAUUGCGUUCUUGUAUAUCCACAGAGAGAGCAGUGAGAUUGCCUUUGUCUCACAAUCUGCGUCCAGGCAUGUCCCAGUAGCAGCGAAGUGUGAUUUCUUGUUCUCUUCCAUGGUCGCGAGUGACAAGGCACAAGAUUUAGAGGCAGCCAAGCAAGCCACAAUGUCCAUGGCUCCGGAGAUCAACAGCUACAGCAUGUCCAUGCUUGGAGCUGAUUCAUGCUCACCGUGGGAAGCCAUCGUCUACGAGAGAUACAUUGGGAAUGGAUUCGAGGGCGUGGUUUUCAUCCAGGAUCCCGGUCAAGGGACUCUCCAGGAGGAUAGCGAGAGCAUGAGUUAUCUGGCGUCUCUGCUGCUGGACAACAGCGUCAUGACCAGAGAUUGCCUUCUGGAGCCCUUCACUUCACACACACCUCAAGAGGUGGACGACAUCACCUCCCAAGUUGUGGACAUCAUCGAGAAGAAUUACAUCCACUUUCCAAAGCACGAUCAGUGGUUCACCAGUAGAGGCAAACAAAGAUUUGCAGACAGAGUGAGGUACCACGUUGCAAGAAAUGUUCCACUCGAGUUCGUCUUGCCGGCAUUUCCAAUCAAGUCGUGCAAUCCCGACAAGACACUGGGAAAAUGCCCCGACAAGGCAGAGGAGCUAGCCAUCCAUUCCAUGAAGAUCGUUGCGGAUCUCAUCAAGGCCGUGUAUGCUCCAGGCGUGCACUACAACGUCGUCUCGGAUGGUCAUGUCUUCUCUGAUCUGGUCGGCUCGGAUGAUGCUGCCGUGGAUUCUUAUGGAGAGAUGUUUUGGGAGAUGGCACACAGUCUGUAUCCUGGCCUGGUCAGCUUCUUUCGCUUGGAUGAGUUUCUGCUGGACAACCACAGCGAGGACAGCAUUACGAAGCUCAUUUCCAACACCACCGUGGAGCAUCCCGUCGGGACCGAGCUCACCGCCAAUGCAGAGAAUGCCAGGCGAGCUCUCAUGUGCUUGUUUGGAUGUGAUGAGUCAACUGUCACCAAGGAGAUCAAAGAGGACCCGGAGACACGCAAUCUAUAUCGUGGCUUCUCCAGGUUCAUGCUCGAGGACUUGUACGAACACAAGAGCUGCAAGAACCUUCCGUCAAAAUCGGCCAAGAAGAAGUUGUGCAGCCGAGUUGCCUUUCUCAUGAUCCUCAGGAACCGUGCCUACUCGGCCAUGGUGGAGUGGCUCUUCCCUUUGCAGCUCCGCAUCUCCAUCCACCCUCAUCCAAACAGAGGUCCCAAGUAUGGCAUCAACGUCAUCCAUUCCUCUCUAGUGGCAGCCCAGCGUUCUUCCGAGGAGAAGAACUUCCACAUCCCAACACCAUGGCACAACGCGGUGGUGGAGCGGGCAGAUGGCAAGUUCAUGCUACUCCAUUCCAAGGUUAUCCGAGGGUCCGAAAGUUUGGGAGAACAGCUCGAGCUGAGCCAGCAGCUCCUGCUCAAGCGUGACGGCUUUACGAUGGUUCUUGUGAGGUAUCCGGACGGCAGACCCAGCCACUACAGGCAGAUCAGCGUCUGCUAG
Messenger RNA from Selaginella moellendorffii, 1548 nucleotides. Its product is annotated as spore wall maturation protein DIT1. The record is from RefSeq and is a predicted model, not a curated record. The transcript has a single exon. The coding region runs from base 1 to 1548 and encodes 515 amino acids. Lineage: Eukaryota; Viridiplantae; Streptophyta; Lycopodiopsida; Selaginellales; Selaginellaceae.